Aspergillus alliaceus is the source of this 1794-nucleotide messenger RNA. Its product is annotated as putative MFS transporter. Gene Ontology annotation, cellular component: membrane. Bases 1 to 1632 code for a protein of 543 amino acids. The transcript has 8 exons. Lineage: Eukaryota; Fungi; Ascomycota; Eurotiomycetes; Eurotiales; Aspergillaceae. The record is from RefSeq and is a predicted model, not a curated record.
AUGGCAGACUCAACUCAUAAAACCAAGCGGAUCAUCUCCGUCGUUGCGGGAACAUUAGUAGCUCUGGCCUGUGGGACCAAUUAUGCGUACUCAGCAUGGGCACCACAAUUUGCGCAUCGAAUGAAGAUCUCAUCAACCGAAAGCAACUUCAUCGGCGCAGCUGGCAAUCUGGGAAUGUACGCAUCGGGAGUUCCAAUGGGGUUGUUAACAGAUGCUCGAGGUCCACGGCUUACAACAUUUCUGGGUGCUGUAGCCCUCGGAAUCGGCUAUUAUCCUAUAUACUUAGCCUAUGAGCAUGGGAAGGGCUCGCUCAGUGUUGGUUUCUUAUCCCUUUUCUCGUUCCUUACUGGCCUCGGAAGUUGCUCCGCCUUUUCUGCGUCGAUCAAAACAGCCGCUUCAAAUUUCCCCAACCAUCGCGGAACAGCGACCGCAUUCCCAUUGGCGGCCUUCGGCUUAAGUGCCCUUUUCUGGUCUGCUGUAUCGUCCAUUGUAUUCAAAGAUGAUACUGGCCGGCUUCUUCUUCUGCUGGCCCUGGGGACCUGUAUCUUAAACCUCGUCUCCGUUCCCUUUCUUCGACUCAUGCCCCCAACUGAAGCGUACAUCCCGCUAUCCCGGAACCGAUCGCCAGGAGUAGAGUACAACCGACCGCACAGGACGAGGUCCGCUGAUUUGCGUUAUGUUCCAGAGGAGUCUGAUGAAGCAGGUAUGCAGAGUUCUAAAGCUUUUGAAACCCACCCCCAGAUGCACGUAAGGUCGCAAUCUCUCGCGUCGAACAACUCCCACCCUCCUCACCACAACCCCGACUUGGAUGAAACAUCAUCGUUGGUAUCCAAAAGCGCGUCGAGGCAUUCUCGGGAGGUGGCGGACGAGGAAGAUGAUGCACAGUCUAAUGUUAGCGUCGGCUCACCUCAUCCAGACAUUAGAGGCUUGGCGAUGCUUCCCAGGGUAGAAUUCUGGCAGCUUUUCUUGACGAUGGCUCUUCUUUCUGGAAUUGGACUGAUGACGAUCAAUAAUAUUGGCAACAGCGCCAAGGCGCUGUGGAAAUACUACGAUGAUAGCGCCAGCUCCAGAUUCAUCCAACAGAGACAGGUCAUGCAUGUGUCCGUCCUGUCAUUUGGCAAUUUCGUUGGCCGACUUUGCAGUGGAAUUGGAUCAGAUCUGCUGGUCAAAAAGCUCGACAUGUCGCGAUUCUGGUGCUUAUUUAUCUCGGCAGUUGUCUUCACCUUGACCCAACUAGCCGGAGCUGCCAUCUCCAAUCCACACCAAUUGAUCGUAGUGUCCGGAUUCACUGGCAUCGCAUACGGAUUCCUUUUCGGCGUCUUCCCGUCCUUGGUGGCUCAUACUUUCGGGAUCGGAGGCCUUUCCCAAAACUGGGGUGUGAUGACCCUUGCUCCCGUUUUGAGCGGAAACGUCUUCAACUUGCUGUACGGCAGCAUUUACGACCAACACUCUAUAGUCGGUCCAGAAGGAGACCGGGACUGCCCCGAUGGCUUGGGCUGUUACCGGACGGCAUACUAUACCACAUUCUUCUCCGGGGUAGCUGGAGUAAUAGUAUGCUUGUGGAGUAUCCUGCGCGAGAAGCAGGUCCACGGAGCGAUUCGCAAGAAAGUCGAACAUGACCGUCUUGCCUAAUUUGGGGUCUAUCCCGUUUGUUCAGACCGGGGCUCUUGGGCUUUCCAAAAAAAAAAUUGACUGGCUAAAACGCUAUCCUUGCAUGUUUUGUUUCUUUCUUUUUCUUUCCCUUAGCAAUUAAUACCCAAGUCUGAGCGAUAUCUGCGAUUAUCUUGAUAUCUC